AUGGCCCGUGUCCUAAUCUUUGGCACUGGUAGCAUCGGAACCCUAUACGCAUAUGUCUUGUGGCGCGCCGGCGCAUCGGUCGUCUGUGUAUGUCGAUCCAACUACCGAGAAGCCAAAGAGAACGGCUUCACCAUACGUUCGACCAUCUUCGGAGACCACACCUUUAAGCCUGAGAUCGCCUUGUCCAUCGACAAUGCAGGUGCCUCACAUAACCACCACUUCGACUAUGUGAUAGUGUGCACCAAAGCUUUCCCUGACAGCAAGCCGAACCCCGCCGAGUUGAUCGCACCGGCGAUAGAGAGCAGCCCAGGUGCUACGAUCAUUCUUAUACAAAAUGGCAUUGGCAUCGAGGAGCCAUACGCUCAACUCUACCCCAACAAUUUCAUCAUUUCCGCAGUGACAUACUCGCCCUCAACACAAGUUUCCCCCGUGGAGAUCAGACACACAGAAUCCGUGCGCUUGUGCGUGGGAUCUUUCCCGGCGGCCAAGGACGACCCCCGCGUUGCUCACUUUUCGGAGCUGAUCAACCUUGGCGGAGGACGUGCCGAGACGUACCCCGACAUCCAGAUCGAGAGGUGGAAGAAGCUGAUCGCUAAUGCCACGUGGAAUCCCAUCUGCUCUCUGUCCCGCUGCAGGGACGUCGAGUUUCUGAGCGCGAGCCCGUUUGCCUUCGACUGUGCCAAGGACGUGAUGCGAGAGAUUGUCGCCGUGGGGGUCGCGGUGCUGGGCCCGGGGGCUCUGGAUGGGAGCGCAAUCGAUGCCCAGCUUGAACGGACAGCGAACCGUGCAUGGCCAGGCGUAGAACCCAGCAUGAUGUCGGAUAUGCUAUCAGGGAAAAGGAUGGAAACCAUGGCCAUAAUAGGGGAGGUCGUGCGCUUGGCUCGAAAGCAUGCCGUGUCUACUCCUAGAACUGAGACACUCUACGUUCUUGUCUCCGCGUUGGACUGGGCUAUCCAGCAAAAGCAUCCAGGUUCCAGCGGAAACUUGACUAAAGCGGGCUAG
Fusarium vanettenii 77-13-4 is the source of this 1002-nucleotide messenger RNA. RefSeq lists its product as uncharacterized. The coding region runs from base 1 to 1002 and encodes 333 amino acids. NCBI's taxonomy places the organism in Eukaryota, Fungi, Ascomycota, Sordariomycetes, Hypocreales, Nectriaceae. The transcript has a single exon. Gene Ontology annotation, molecular function: 2-dehydropantoate 2-reductase activity. Gene Ontology annotation, biological process: pantothenate biosynthetic process. Gene Ontology annotation, cellular component: cytoplasm. The record is from RefSeq and is a predicted model, not a curated record.